This is a messenger RNA of Salvia splendens (bonfire salvia), 420 nucleotides long. RefSeq names its product abscisic acid and environmental stress-inducible protein. The coding region runs from base 1 to 420 and encodes 139 amino acids. The record is from RefSeq and is a predicted model, not a curated record. Lineage: Eukaryota; Viridiplantae; Streptophyta; Magnoliopsida; Lamiales; Lamiaceae. The transcript has a single exon.
AUGCCUCCGGUGCUGCAGAUGGAAAAUCUCAACUACGAGCAGCUCGAGCAGCUGAGGAACUCGGUGCUGAUGUACAAGCAAGGGGUCCAAGCCAAGUUCAGUGGUGGCGCCGGGGUUUAUGGCUACGGCGGCAAUGCGCCGGGGUAUGGACAGAAUGUGCAGUAUCCGCCGAUGGGCUACAACUAUGGAGAUCCCUACAACGCCGCCGCUGGAGGCUUCAAUGCGAACGUUGGCGGCGCUCAUGCCGGGGCUAAUUAUUGGGGAUUUCCCGGCAGCUCUGGCGACAUUAACAGCGCUCAAGGCGGGGCUAAUUAUGGAGGAUUUCCCGGAAGCUCUGACGCUAGCAUCGACGGUGCUCAGGGAGGGGCAAAUUAUGGAGGAUUUCCCGGAAACUAUUAUCACCACCACCCUGGGUAUUAG